AUGGACACGCAUAAGCGGUCACCAUGGGCUAUAAUAGCAGAUGUAAAGAGAUUUUUCGCCAUGAAGCCGGGCGUGUAUCAGUUCCUCGUCGGGUGCUUUGCAUCAUUGGGUUCCUUCCUCUUUGGAUAUGAUCUGGCUGUGAUUGCAGAAGUGGUGGCAUCCGACUCUUUCAAAUCUCUUUUCUUGCAACAAAAUUCCGAUUCUCGAUCCGGUACCGUCGUAGCACUCUUCACCGCAGGAUGCUUCUUUGGUGCUUUUGGAGCAGGUUUCACCGACAAGCUCGGUAGACGAGGCACUAUCCUGAUGGCUUCAUGCAUCUUCGUUGUGGGUGGUAUCAUCCAGACUGCUGGAGUAGUCAUAGGCAUGCUAUAUGCUGGGCGAUUUAUCGCUGGUCUCGGUGUUGGGUUCUUGACUAUGAUCAUCCCGAUCUACCAAGCAGAGAUUACUCACCGUCGCAUUCGUGGGAAGGUCACUAGUCUCCAGCAACUCUUCAAUGCCGUGGGGCAAAUAUUUGCCAGCUGGACGGGCUACGGUUGCUACCUCACUUGGGCAGGAACAGGUGACAGCCGUGAGUGGCGCAUACCGCUCGCCGUGCAGAUCAUUCCUGCUCUGUUCUUGGGGAGCUUGAUCUAUAUGUUUCCUGAGAGUCCACGGUGGCUGUGCGACCAUGAUCGAGCUGAUGAGGGUCUUCGUAAUCUCGCUCUUCUCCAUGCGCACGGCGACAUCUCGGAUCCGUACGUGGUAGCCGAGUUCGACCUCAUCCAAGCACAAAUUCAAGCGGAACAUUUGGAGAAAAAGAAGACUUACUUCGACCUUGUUCGUGAUUGGCCAAACCUCAGGCGAACGAUGCUUGCAUGCUUUAUUCAAGCCGAAUGCCAGAUGACAGGGGUUAGCGCGAUCCAAUACUUUUCACCUCAAAUUUACGCUCAAAUCGGCAUCACGACUUCUCAAUCUUUGCUAUUUAAUGGAGUCAACGCCAUCAUCGCUUUCGCCGGCACAUCUGUAUGCAUCCUCGUCAUAGACCGAAUCGGAAGACGACCACUCGAGAUUUAUGGAGCGGGCCUUAUGUGUGUUACGUUCUUGAUCAACGCGAUUCUUAUCCAACAGUUUCCGGCAUCAGCAACCAGUAAUGGGGCUCAUUGGGCCUUUGUUGCAUUGACAUGGGUAUUCAAUUUUGUCUUUUUCGUCACAUCGGGGCCUUUGUCUUGGGCAAUCCCGGCUGAGCUCUUCGGAACUGCGCUCCGCAUGAAAGGUGUAAGCGUUGGCGCCAUGACGAGUUUUGCCUUCAACACCAUGAUAGGACAGGUCACACCUAUUGCGAUCAGUGCGAUCGGAUGGAAAUUCUAUGUGGUCUUCAUUGUUUGCAAUUUUGUCAAUGGCGUUGUCUUCUGGGCGUUCUUGCCAGAAACCAAAGGACUCAGCCUGGAGGACAUGGAUGAAAUGUUCUACAAGAGUCCGACGUUCGUUCCCGGCAGCAAAUGGGUGCCGCACUCCCACCUGGACGAAGAUGCUCGAAAGAUAGCGAAUGGCGAAGAUUAUGUGGAUGGAGUGGUUACGGCCAAAUACAAGGCCACUGAGGUAGAGCACAUUGAAGGCGGUGAUUGA
Messenger RNA from Alternaria atra, 1605 nucleotides. RefSeq lists its product as uncharacterized. Gene Ontology annotation, molecular function: carbohydrate:proton symporter activity. Gene Ontology annotation, biological process: transmembrane transport; carbohydrate transport. Gene Ontology annotation, cellular component: membrane. NCBI's taxonomy places the organism in Eukaryota, Fungi, Ascomycota, Dothideomycetes, Pleosporales, Pleosporaceae. Bases 1 to 1605 code for a protein of 534 amino acids. The transcript has 3 exons. The record is from RefSeq and is a predicted model, not a curated record.